Vanrija pseudolonga is the source of this 3381-nucleotide messenger RNA. RefSeq names its product Protein kinase byr2 (gene byr2). The record is from RefSeq and is a predicted model, not a curated record. Gene Ontology annotation, biological process: protein phosphorylation. The coding region runs from base 1 to 3381 and encodes 1126 amino acids. Gene Ontology annotation, molecular function: ATP binding; protein binding; protein kinase activity. Lineage: Eukaryota; Fungi; Basidiomycota; Tremellomycetes; Trichosporonales; Trichosporonaceae. The transcript is spliced from 6 exons.
AUGUCCUCCUUCAUGGCUCCAUUUCGACUCGACGACACGACCACGCCAACUUCGGCCGGAUUCUCUGGCCCACUGGCGUCUCUCGCGAGCCAGCCACCACUCCCUCGCCGAGAGCUUGCCAACUCCCUCGACUCUAUGAGCCAAGCAUCGACGCCUCAUCGCCCACCAACACCACCAUUGUUGACCCCAGCGCCGGGCAUCGCAUUCACCGCUCACGUCAAAUCAUGGGGCCCCCAACAAAUCGCCACCUUCUUGAGCAUUUACAAGUGCGACAACUACACCGCUCUCUUUCAUCAGAAUGAUAUCGACGGCAAGGUGCUGUUGGACCUUGAUAUGGCGAGUCUCAAGGAGAUUGGCAUUGGAAAGAUCGGGGACAGAGUCAAGCUGCUCGGUGGUGUCCGGGACCUGCGGAAGCGGGCAGCCAAAGGCAACUUGUCUGCGUCGGGAACCACUGGGUCUCCCUCCCGCAAUGGCAGCCCAGUACCAGCGUUCGAGCACGAAGGCAAAGGCGCUCAGGUUCCGCAACGAUUGGCGAAUGCCACCACUUCGACACGGCUACAGCUAUUUCGGCCACCACCCAUCAUCGUUCCACCUCCUCACCCGACGUCGAACCCCCCGAUGGCCGUGUCGCCAUCCGGCCGCACGUUAAUAACGCCGAAGCCAGAUACAAGAGUUGUUACAUUGCCCACCGGUAAUGUGGGCCAAGACGCGUAUUCCACCACACUGCGUAUUCCGGCACCGCGCGGCAGAAGGUCGCCAAGCCCGGUGUUUGACGCUCAUGGUAGCGCAGCGCCUCGCUCAACAACUGAUACCAAUACGAGUCCCUCUGGCAUUCAACGUACAGUCUCAGACAUGGCCACGACACGCAAGUUCGAUCGGCGACAGCCAACAUCCAAUCGGCUCGACAACUCCACUCCCCGAUCUGCCAGCCCCCCACACCAAGGGCCCCUGCAUCGCAGCGUAGCGCUCGCACCUGUCCAUCCAUUCCGCCUCAACGGCGAUGACCUAAGGAGAGAACAAUUGAACUUGCCAAAGCGCAUAGUUAAGUUUGUGGACACCGAGGAUAUGACCACCAAGAAGGUCCAGUUCCCCCCCGAAACCUCGAGCGGGGUAGAAGCAUUGGAGAUAGUUCUCAGGAAGUUCCAAAAAAAGAAGGAGGGCAGUGUUUCCAGCUUCACUGCCGAUAUCGACAAUGACAGCGAUAAGCUUGAAGUGGACGGUUGGGGAGUCUACAUCAGAUCCGAGAAAGGCGGAGAUUCGGCUCUCCUGGACAUUUGCCAGGGCAACGCUGUGAGCCAUUACGAUACCGCAGUAAUGCACGAGAAUGGACUGCUACUGCGGAAAGUGUCCCACGCCCAAAAUCGCAAGAACAUUCAGCAGUUUCUGGGGCCUAUCGAUCACCUGCCCACGUCACCUCAUUCGCCUAUUCGCGAAGCACGCGGUGUUACAACCUUGACUAUCCCAAGCCAGGAUUCCUCAACAACGAAGAACCCGAAACGCGCGAGUGCGCUGUCGAUCUUGUCCGGUCUCCACGUUCACGGUAUCGAAACGUCACCCUCGCAGAUGUCAUCCACUUCACCAUCUGGCGGCGGCGUAUCCAAGCCCAGAUGGAUGUACAGCUUUCGUGGCCAUCGCCCGCCCUCAGAGCUCAUUUCUAGCCACCUGGCCGAAUACUUUCCUGCAGUCAAGAAGAAGGAACUUGAGAAGACGGUUCGCCAGAGUAUGCUGCGCUUGUCUCAUGGGCAAAGCGACCGACUUGGAAUGGCCAUCGCGUCGCCGCGGUCCAGUGUGGAGAACGUGUCGAGCCCGAACAGGAUGGGGCGUCCUGCGUCAACCAGAACCGUUUCGUCAACAACGACACCCGCUGCAAUCCCUGAGGAGGGCGAGAUAACCACCGAUGGCUCCCGCCGUUCUGCCAUCGACAGUGAAACAGGUCAACAACAAGGCCUCGCCCGUGAUAGCCACCCUCCGCUACUUCCACCGUUCGAGUCCACUGGGGAGAGCUUGGUAGACUCGCUGCAAGAGUAUUCACCAGCGCCUUCGACUGUCAGACCACAGGCCUUGCGGCCGCGUCGUGGAUCGUCGGGGUCUAAUAUGAGUCGAAUCAGUAUCCUGUCGUCUAUCCGCCGCAAUCGAGAUCGAAGCGAUACAGCCAGUCUCCUCACAGUGGACGAAAUCACUGCCGAGGUGGAGAAUCGUAGAGCUAGCAUGGGCACGCUUGACCACGAAUCGGUUUUGACCUCCAGAAGCGACAGCGAUGACGACUCCGUCAUGUCUGACGACGACGAAAACGAUUUUGACGAUGACGAUGAGGACUCGGACGCAACCAGUGACGAUGACAGGAAGGGACCGGGUCGCGCAUUCACCUCCACCGGAUCUAAGCGGAGCAUCAAAUGGAUCAAAGGCGCCCUUAUUGGUGCCGGAUCGUUUGGCUCUGUUUAUCUCGGAAUGGACGCCCAGUCAGGCCUAUUGAUGGCGGUCAAGCAAGUGGAAUUACCAUCAUCGUCGGGCGAUAUCCGCAACGAGGAGAGAAGGCGAAACAUGGUGCAGGCACUUGAGCGUGAGAUCGACAUUCUCAAGGAGCUUCAGCAUGAGAACAUUGUCACCUACCUGGAUUCAGCCACAGACAACGACAAACAUCUCAACAUUUUCUUGGAGUAUGUGCCAGGAGGCUCAGUGGCCGCUCUUCUCAACAACUAUGGCGCUUUCGAAGAAGCACUUGUGCGCAACUUUUCGCGACAAAUCAUCACCGGCUUGAACUAUCUUCACGAGCGGGGCAUCAUUCACCGAGACAUCAAGGGCGCCAACAUCCUGGUCGACAACAAGGGCGGCAUUAAAAUAUCCGACUUCGGCAUCUCCAAGAAAGCUGAAAAUAGCCUGAUGGGAAUCCGUGGCAAUCGGCCGUCUUUGCAAGGCUCAGUGUUCUGGAUGGCUCCUGAAGCUGUGAAGCAGACAAGUUAUACCUCGAAGGCGGACAUUUGGAGUGUUGGGUGCCUUGUCGUCGAGAUGCUGACAGGCACCCACCCUUGGGCAGAGCUAUCUCAAAUGCAAGCCCUCUACAAGGUACGUCCUGCGUGGAAAGUUUCUGCUAACAAGCAGAUUGGCGGAUCAGAGGCUCCCAAGCCCCCUACUCCGAACGAUAUUUCUCCCGACGCAGCGUCCUUCCUUCAGCGGACAUUCGAAAUCAACCACAACGCACGCCCCACUGCAUCGGCAUUGCUGGAGCAUCCGUUCAUCGCAGUUCCAGGUGGAGGAGUCUCGAUAGACAGUGCAACAGCGACGCUCGAAGCCGCUGCUGCGGCACGCAAAGUCACCGCUCCACCAAGUGGGGUGGGGUUAGGAUUUGGAAUGGCUUCGAGGUCUGCGGGCAACAAUGUAUGA